AUGGGACACAUUGAGCUCCAGCUGGUUGGAGGUGACAGUGCCUGCUCAGGACGUGUGGAAGUAAGGCAUGGAGACACCUGGGCUACAAUAUGUGAUGCACACUUUGAUCUCAAAACUGCCAGUGUUAUCUGUAAUGAACUACAGUGUGGAAUAGCUGUAUCUAUCCCAGGAGGAGCUCAUUUCAGAGAAGGACAUGGACCAAUGUGGAAUAAGGAAUUCCAGUGUGUAGGGAAUGAGACACACCUUGUGUACUGUCCCAGGAUAUCACAUGUGAUUCAGACGUGCUCACAUGCAAAUGAUGCCAGCGUCAUAUGCUCACGGUUCCGGUUGCUGAAUGGCAGCUCAGAGUGCUCAGGGAGAGUGGAGAUCCAGGUUCUUGGUGCCUGGGGAACCCUCUGUGACUCACGCUGGGAUUUACUGGAUGCCAACGUUCUCUGUCGUCAGCUUGACUGCGGAUUUGCUGUAUCAGCCCCAGGAGGAGGGUACUUUGGGAAGGGAACUGGCUCUGUCUGGACAGACACAUUUCACUGUAAAGGGACUGAACCCCAUUUGGGCCAUUGCCCUGUUACUGCCCUGGGGGCUUCUCAGUGCUCACAUGACAAUGAUGCCAGUGUGAUUUGCUCAGGUAAGUGCAGGAGAGAUGCUGGAUUAAUGACACCUGCCCCUCAGUGUGUGACACUGUCCCCAGAGCAGGGAAACUUCAGGGAAUGCUGGGGGACAGUCUGUGAUGAUUCCUGGGAUCUGUCAGACUCCAAUGUUGUUUGCAAACAACUGGGAUGUGGACAUGCCAUUAAUGCAACUGUCUCUGCUCAUUAUGGGCAAGGAUCUGGGCCGAUCUGGCUGGAUGACGUGAACUGCUCUGGGAAUGAGUCUGAUCUCUGGGCGUGUCCUUCCAGGGUCUUGGGCCAGCACAACUGCAGACUCAAAGAGGAUGCGGGAGUUCUCUGCUCAGAAUUCACAGAUCUGAGGCUGGUGAGUGACAGUGACUGUGCUGGGCGGCUGGAGGUUUUCUACAAUGGGACGUGGGGCAGUGUUUGCUCCAAUCAGAUGUCUGGAGUCACCCCAGCAAUUGUCUGCAAACAACUGAACUGUGGGGAUGGAGGGCAGAUUGCAAGAGACUUUGCAUAUGGAGCAGGUUCUGGUCCCACAUGGCUGGACCACGUUGCAUGCAGUGAACAGCACAGCUCCCUCUGGCAGUGCCCGUCAGAGCCCUGGAAUCCAAAGUCAUGUGAUAACCGAGCAGAAGAGACCCAUAUUUCUUGCACUGACCAGGAGAAGUUACGUGUCGUGGGAGGAGAGGACGGAUGCUCGGGGAGAGUGGAGGUUUGGUACCGUGGCUCCUGGGGAACAGUUUGUGAUGACUCCUGGGACAUGGCGGAUGCUAACGUUGUGUGUAAACAACUGGGCUGUUGAUCUGCUGUAUCUGCCCCUUGUGAGGUUACAUUCGGUGAGGGGACUGGUCCAGUCUGGGUGGAGACAUUGAAUUGCAGAGGGACAGAGUCAUCUUUCUGGAACUGUCCUGCCAAGCCCUGGGGUGAGAGCAACUGUGGUCAUAAGGAAGAUGCUGUCAUAAAUUGUUCAGGUGCCAACGAGUUGAGGCUGGCGGAUGGAGGCAGCCCCUGUGCUGGGAGAGCAGAGGUUAAACACCAGGAUCAGUGGGGGACGGUGUGUGAUACCAACUGGGACAUGGCAGAUGCUGAGGUGGUUU
This is a messenger RNA of Chrysemys picta bellii (western painted turtle), 1708 nucleotides long. The record is from RefSeq and is a predicted model, not a curated record. NCBI's taxonomy places the organism in Eukaryota, Metazoa, Chordata, Testudines, Emydidae.